AUGCCCUCAUUGUGCAAUUUGACAUGGCGGGCACCACCACCGGGACGAGUGCGGGAGGAGUGGAUAAAACCUUCAGUGGAGGUUAGAGGCUUGAUGCAUCAACCGAAUGCAGCCGGGCAGACCCCGGAACAGCUGGUUGGUGGUCCCGCCGAGAGUUUCCACGCAGACGGCAGGCAGAGGCAGCACGGAGAGGACCAGACCAAGGUCGAGAUUGAGGUCAAGAGGCGGAACGAGGGCGCAUAUCAGCGGACCUUACGGAAAAGAAAGAAAGAGAUGAAUUUUGUUCUAUCAGGCUAG
This is a messenger RNA of Penicillium antarcticum, 297 nucleotides long. RefSeq lists its product as uncharacterized. NCBI's taxonomy places the organism in Eukaryota, Fungi, Ascomycota, Eurotiomycetes, Eurotiales, Aspergillaceae. The record is from RefSeq and is a predicted model, not a curated record. The transcript has a single exon. The coding region runs from base 1 to 297 and encodes 98 amino acids.